AUGGCCUGCGACACGAGCGACUGGCUCAAGUUCGGGCACGAGAUCGAAAACCUCAAGGACAAACACAGGCGCCUCAACAUCUUCUACAACAACACCGACUUCAACCACGUGUCCGCCUUGCCGAGCGACAGCAAGGCCUUCGAGAGCACCAUGGCGGCCAACUUCCAGUCCGUCCUGGACAGCAUCAACCUCGCCGGCGCCGUGACGAAGAGCCAGAAGCACAGGGGAGGCUGCAUCCUCCUGAGGAGCAGCACCAUGGGUCUGCUCGGCGAUGUCGUGCCGUCAGCGUACAGCAUCUCCCUCGCUGCGGCCACUGGCGUGAUCCCGGCCAAGGCGGCGGAGCUGGCGGGGCACGGCGUGCGGGUGAACGCCAUAUCGCAGCAUGCCGGCGUGCACAAGCGCGUGCUGAGGUCGAUCUUCCCCCACGCCGAGGAUGACCACCUCGAGCAUAUGAUCGAGAAGUACAUGAUGACCAGGACGGCGGCCGACGACGACGUGGCCAACGCAGCGGUGUACCUCGUGUCGGAGUACGGUAAGAGACUGACAGGGAACAACCUCAUCCUGAACGGCCAGUUCACUACUCCUUAG
This is a messenger RNA of Panicum virgatum (switchgrass), 588 nucleotides long. RefSeq names its product short-chain dehydrogenase reductase ATA1-like. The record is from RefSeq and is a predicted model, not a curated record. Bases 1 to 588 code for a protein of 195 amino acids. Lineage: Eukaryota; Viridiplantae; Streptophyta; Magnoliopsida; Poales; Poaceae. The transcript has a single exon.